This is a messenger RNA of Gongylonema pulchrum, 495 nucleotides long. The record is from the annotation of a GenBank genome assembly. Lineage: Eukaryota; Metazoa; Nematoda; Chromadorea; Rhabditida; Gongylonematidae.
AUGAUGUGGCAUGUCAAAAAUGGUGAGGCAGAACUUCUUAGUGCUUCAUCCCCGGAAUCGUCAGCUUCAUCAACCACAUCUGAUUCGGCGACAUUCAGCCCAACAGUUGUUGUGCUUGCUGACGCAUCGAAUUUCACUGUCAAGGUAAUAUCUGGGGACGAUACCACAGUCGAUGAAAGUCAAAUGACUUCACCGUGUGAUGCAGUGGUAACGAUGCUGGAGCAGUUUGGUGAUUUGUAUCGACUGGGCGCUGCGCCAGCUUUUUUGUUAUCGUUCAUCGAGGAUUGUUUAAGCGAUAUUCUGGCGCGAUCACUGUCAUUGGUUGAACUACUAGGCGGUAGCACGAGCAGCGUCAAAGGCAGAACACAGGUUACGCCCGCUACUAUCACUGCUGAUCGUGUCGUUAGUGUUGUUGGCUGUGAUUAUUCUGACUUGCGUCUUAUUGUUAAUGUGGCUGCUGUUUACUAUCCUUCCGUUUUACAGUCUGUUGUGUGA